Messenger RNA from Aphidius gifuensis, 4204 nucleotides. RefSeq names its product glycoprotein 3-alpha-L-fucosyltransferase A-like. The transcript has 5 exons. The record is from RefSeq and is a predicted model, not a curated record. Lineage: Eukaryota; Metazoa; Arthropoda; Insecta; Hymenoptera; Braconidae. Gene Ontology annotation, molecular function: alpha-(1->3)-fucosyltransferase activity. Gene Ontology annotation, cellular component: membrane. The coding region runs from base 120 to 1457 and encodes 445 amino acids.
AUUUUUUAAGUCACCUGAAUGGACGAUCUCAAAACUUGUUCGAAAAUAUAACAGAAUGAUUUUUUAAAAAACUUUACGACGAAAGUUAAAAAAAAAAGAAAAACCUUCGAGCACGUGAUAUGGGCAUACCUCGUUUGUCAGUCAAGAGAUGUUUUAUUUACAUGACAUGUGCGACAUGUAUGAUUCUGGUAGUGAUGAAUGUGCGUCAAAAAGAACUCUGGCAUUCCUUUAAACUUGAGCCAGAACAAUCGCAACUUCCACAUGUGAAUUCUGAAUUGAAAAAGAUACUGAAUUCAAGUGAAACAACGGACUUGAUCAACAAUUCUGUUGUGAAAAUAUUAAAUUCAUCAAAAAAACCAUGGUUUAUGAAAGGUGGUUCACGUCAACCAUCACCUGCACCAAAGGUUGAAACGAAAGAAAGAAAACGGAAUCGUCUGUGGCCUGACGAUGAUUCUGAUGAUGAUAGAAUCACGAAUCAGUUAAUGUACGUGCCAUCAGAUUACAAUAAAACGUUUGCUAAAAAUCAUCCGAAGAAGAUUAUGAUUCCGCAUGGUAUGAAUGAGGCAAAAACUGGUAGUGAUGUAUUCAUACAGCUGGGCUGCCCAAUCAGCACAUGCGUGAUUACAAGAGAUGAUCCAGAAACUGCAGAUUUAAUACUAUUCAAAGACUAUGUUACACAUGUAGGCCAUAGACCACCUAAUCAAGUUUGGGCAUUAUAUUUUCUUGAGUGUCCUUAUCACACACAGACAGUUAAAAAUGCUAUUGUCAAUUGGACAGCAACAUACAGACGAGACAGUGAUAUUGUUGCACCAUAUGAAAAAUGGCAAUACUAUGAUUCGCAUGUUAAACAAUUAUCGCAAACCUUUAACUAUGCUAGUAAUAAAACUAAGAAAGUGGCGUGGUUUGUAUCAAACUGUCAUCCACGUAAUGAACGUAUGUUAUAUGCCAGAGAAUUAUCAAAAUAUAUUCAAGUUGAUAUUUAUGGUGCUUGUGGCAAUUUACAUUGUUCAAGAACACAUGCGUGCUUUCGAAUGUUAGAUAAUGAUUACAAAUUUUAUCUUGCAUUUGAAAAUUCAAACUGUCAAGACUAUAUAACUGAAAAGUUUUUUGUCAAUGGGCUUGGACACAAUGUGUUACCAAUUGUUAUGGGAGCACGUCAACAAGAUUAUGAAAAAAGUGCACCUUAUAGGUCAUAUAUACACGUUGAUGAAUUUCAAUCAGCAAAAGAACUUGCCAGUUGGCUACAUCAUCUUGAUGAAGAUGAUGAUUUAUAUAACUCAUAUUUCGAAUGGAAAGGAACUGGUGAAUUCAUAAAUACAUACUUCUGGUGCAGAUUAUGUGCAAUGAUACAUGACAACUAUCCACCAAAAUAUUACAAUGACAUUAACGAAUGGUGGCGUGGAGAUGGUAUUUGUACAUUAAAAUCAUGGCGAGAAAAAUCGAAGCAAAUGACAUAGCGACUAAUAUUUGAUUAAAACAAUAUUUUAAUUCUUAACAGUUAAGAUGUUAUACUUGGAAUCAAAUUAACCGUAUUCAUUAUAAUUCAUUUGUGAUUAUUGCUCAAUUAUGUUUGACUAUUUAUCAAUUUGAUAAGUUAUCUUUGCUGUUGCGAUCACCAGCAAGAGUAUAUUAUCAGACUCUAAAAUAUGUUAUGUUGUUUAUUAUUUUGUUGUUAUAUUAAAAAAUUAUGCUAAAAAUGUCUGAGUUGCUCAAAAAAUUGUAAUAUUGUCGAGUUCAUAAUGGUCGUUUUUUAUUUACCUUGCAUUUUUAGCUGUCUUCGUUGUUGUUCAUUUAUGACAUGAAACAUUUGAACAUAUUUUUCCUGUUAUCUUUGAACUUCAUUUAUUCGAUGUUGAUUAGAAGAAUUUUUUAUAACCUAUAGAUCCUGAGUUCGAAUUCGACUGCUGGGUGGAAAGCACAAGCUGAUUGUACUUCUAAGGUUUUUCAUAGUUUCCUGGAUAGAAAUCGAGAACAGUGUUGAAUAUAAAAAAUUCAACAUUCAUGACUGUCACAAAAAAAAAAAAAAAAAAAAAAAAUAACGAAGGAAAAAAACGAAAAAAAAGUAUUUGAACUCCCAGGAAAAGAAAGUUAGAACUAUAACAAUAUCAGCUAUAUAAAAUUAAUUUGAUAAGAAAAUGUUGGUAACGAAAUCGUUGUCUAUUGAAAAUUAAAAAUUUUAGAGAACUUCAGUGGUUUGAGGUUAUACUGUUGGUUAAUAAAUUUUUUUAUUAGAUUCGUUCAAGUAAUAAAUCAACAAAAUAUUUUUUGAAAAACUGUUUUCUUUGAUGAUUUGAUUCAUAAAUUUGUUCUUUGGCAACUUUAGAUUUUUUUUUUUGUGAGAAUAGUGAACCAUUUUACCGAUCAAGCAAGAAAAAGGUCCACAGCAGAGAAAGUUUGACGCAUGCGCGCAUCUCUGUUUCUUUAAGAAAAAAAUUGAAAAAAAAUUCGUAAUUGUUCAGACAUUGAAUAACUUUUGAACAAAACAAUAUAGAAUAUUUCUAUAAAGCAUGUAAAAUAGAAUUGUACCAAGGCGGGUUCUGGGACAAAUUGAUAUCAAGCCCCCCCCCCCGCAGGCGUUGGACGACGAAAUUAGUCUCGCAGUUUUUCGCGGUCGCUUAAGACGUUAUUUUCUUUUUAUUUUUUUUGAAAAUAGUAAUGGUAAUGAUCGUUGGUUGCAUACAGUUUGAACCUUUGGAAUAUUUAGUUUAAUUUUAUAAAAUAUUUCUAUUAGCUAAAAAACAGAAAUUUAUUUUAGAACAUUUCAAAAUUGUAUCCAAUAUUGAAUUGAAAAAUAAUAUUAAUUAUAAAUAUAAAUUAAUUUAUUUGAAAGAAUUAAUUGAUUACUAUCAUGAAAGUUUUUUUGUUCGAUUUUUUAUUCAAAUCAUAAAUAAAUCAAUAAAUAAUUGAUAAAGUGCUUAGAAUUGAAUUGGAAGAAAAAAAAUGACAAAAUAGAACAUGGACAUAAGUCUUAGAUACAUCCAAUAUCGUAAAUUCGAUAAAAAUUAGUUUAUCAAACAAAACGGUCGUUAGCUUUAUCUCAAUCAACACUAAAUCAUCAAUUAUGAAAGAACUAUGGAAAUCCGGUUUUGGAUUUAAUGCUCUUGCACUUUAUCUCCCACCGAUUUCGAUACUAUCCUCAUGGUCCUUUGAGUUCUUACAGACUGUAAUGUUUCAAAAUAUUUUGGAUUUAACAAAAAUUUUUAUAAAAUUGCUUAAAUUUCUGAACUCGAUGUCACAGAGUUGCAAAAUGUUUGGGAGGGCAAAGCGCCACUGGCGUGGUACUAAUAGAAUGGGUAUAAGCAGAGUGACGCUGAAGGCGAAAAGCUUCUCAGAAGUGACGUAUAUUAUACGGAAACAUUUAGUGCCCUCUGUAUUGAACAUGGCGUCUGGCGGUCUGGUUAUGAAUAUUAUUAAUGUUUGUUAUAAUAAACAAAGUGACACACAGGAAAGAAAAGUAAAAUAGCAGUAUGAACCAACUGUUUUUAAUCAAAAAAAGUGAUAAAUUACAGUGAGUAUAUGAUUAAUUUUAUAAAUAUAGUUCAAUCAAAGUAUGAGACGUGUAGUAAAAUUGUAUUUGUUGUUAUUAUUUAAUUUCAAUUAUACAAUUGAAAUUGAGUUUUUUUUAUAUUACAAAAAUGUGUCAAUAUUUGUUAUUUAUUAAUAAGUUUAGUAUGAAGUGGGAAGUAAUUGAUUUAUUUUUAAUAUAUGUAACAGGUAUUUAGUAAGAUGGGAUAUUGUGCUGUACCAGGAUGUAAAAAUACCACAAGGUAUCAUGUAAAAAUGAACAUGCUUCGAAAGGAUAAAAGUAGACAAGCACAUUGAGUACACGGUGCUGGUUUAGAUAUUACAAAACUCAUUGCGCAAUCGUUUAUCUGUGAGGUAAACAUAUGAUAAUUAAUUAUUUAAGUAAAUAAUUUUUCAAAGCUAAUAUUAUAUUUGAUAUUAAUUACUAUCUUAAAUAUAUGUUGCUCAAUAUGUUAAAUUCUAAUUUUGUAUUCUAACAUAAGUCAAUCUUAUUAUAAUAAAUAAAGUUUAUGUUUUGUAAAUGUUUUGUGUUUUGUUAAAUUUAAAAAUGCACGUGUCACUAUUAAAUAAUAUUUUGUUUCAAAAAAAUAAAAUAUACAAGAAACCACCUCCAGAACUUGCAUUACUGUUGGAUAAAAGUAUGAGAUAUUUGAAGAAUAAAUCUAAAAGCACAGGAAAA